AUGGAUGCUGCCAUGAAGGAUGUUAUCGAUGACUUGGUUUGUAUUAAACACGAAAUAAUUCCUCCCACAAGCCGUAUAGACGCAACCAAUAGUUCUGCACCAAAUAUAGACAAGGGAACAUGUCUUCGGUCAGGUACUUUGAUAUCAAUGGCUGAUGGUACAAAGGUCGUUGUCGAAGAACUCAAUCCAGGAGACAUAGUUGUGGGUAAGAAUGGUGCACCGUGUCAAGUUCUUGGUAGAAAUGAUCACCUUUUUGCUACGCAAAAUGAUGAAUGGAUGUAUAUUGAUACAGAUCUUUCUCACCAUAUGAAUCCUCUAAAUAAAAAAUUUUCUUCUACUAUGAAAGUUCACUGUUUACUAGUAACAGGUGGUAUUUACGUGGAAAAUAGAUAUGUUACUCAUGAUAGCAUGCCAAACUUGUUAGCAUGGCCGGCUUGUAUGUCAACUCCAAGAAUGUUUCCUACAAUAGAUUCUCUCGAUGACGCAGAAUAUAUCCGAGAACUAUCUUAUCAAAUUUCUACAGAAUGGAAAAAAAUAAUUGAAAUAUCAGCUUCUUGUAUGAGUUUAAAUGAUGUUGAAAAAGCUAUUAAAUUAUCAAUUGAAAAAUUUAAAUAUUUAAUCUGUGGCGACCAGGAUUCCUUCAAGAAAUUCUUAAUAAACCUGCGUUAA
Molecule: messenger RNA, 669 nt
Organism: Cetraspora pellucida
Lineage: Eukaryota; Fungi; Glomeromycota; Glomeromycetes; Diversisporales; Gigasporaceae
Source: the annotation of a GenBank genome assembly